Helicoverpa armigera (cotton bollworm) is the source of this 1526-nucleotide messenger RNA. RefSeq names its product tRNA N6-adenosine threonylcarbamoyltransferase, mitochondrial. Lineage: Eukaryota; Metazoa; Arthropoda; Insecta; Lepidoptera; Noctuidae. The coding region runs from base 264 to 1520 and encodes 418 amino acids. The record is from RefSeq and is a predicted model, not a curated record. Gene Ontology annotation, cellular component: mitochondrion. Gene Ontology annotation, biological process: tRNA threonylcarbamoyladenosine modification. The transcript has a single exon.
ACUGUCAGUCAGCCAGCCUAAUUUGGCCGGGAUUCAGAGAUUCUGCUAAAAACAAAAUACUAUUUAUAAUAAUUAUAUUUUCAAAGAAUAUUUUAGGCCACCAAGGUUGAAUCCUUUUAUUAUUACCGUGAGACUACUACAUCAUACUAGUAAUAAUAAUAUAAGCUUAUUUUUAGGUGAAUUUUAGGUAACUAUAACCUAGCGAAUGGAUUAUUUAUUUUUAUAGUUGAGUUUGCGAUUUUUUGUAGAAUAGUAAGAUCAUUAUGAAUGUCUUAAGACGUUUAGUGUGUUCACAGUUCGCAAAUAAAGUGUCUAGACAAUGUUUCAUACCAAAGCAUAGAAGCUCCUUAGAUAGACAAUAUUCAAAUUCAAGAUUAAACAUUCUUGGCAUAGAGACAUCGUGUGAUGAUACUGGUUGUGCGAUCAUCAAUGGAAAUGGCAAAGUGUUGUCAGAAGUAGUACAUUCUCAAAAUUUAGUGCAUUUGAGAUAUGGAGGAAUCAUUCCAGAUAUUGCACAAGAUCUUCAUCGUAUACACAUUGAACCGACUGUGUCAAAAACAUUAGAUAAAGCAAAUCUUACCAUGGAAGAUAUUACAGCAAUCGCAGUGACACUAAAACCGGGCCUUCCACUAAGUCUUGCUGUUGGCAUGAAGUAUGCUAAACAUUUGGGGAGGCGGUACAACAAACCAAUAAUACCUAUCCACCACAUGCAAGCACAUGCACUUGUAGCAAGAAUGCAUCAUGAUAUAUCAUUUCCAUUUUUGGUUCUUUUGAUAUCUGGAGGACAUUGUUUACUUGCUAUUGUUCAAGAUGUUGACCAUUUCCAAUUACUUGGAGAAAGUAUGGAUUGUGCUCCCGGGGAAGUUUUUGAUAAAGUGGCAAGAAGGAUGAAACUGAGAAAUGUUCCUGAAUUUUCCAAAUUAAGUGGAGGACAAGCUGUAGAAGCAGCAGCAGCAAAAGCGACUAACCCGCACAUGUUCAAACUUCCCCUGCCACUGUCAGAAUACAAGGACUGUAAUUUUAGUUUAAAUGGUCUUAAAACCUCAGUUCUAUACCAUUUACAUAGAAAAGAAGUAGAACAUAAAAUUGUAGCUCAUGAAUUAAUACCUGAAGUAAAUGACUUAUGUGCAGCUAUGCUGAUGGCAACUACUAGACAUCUUGUACACAGAACACGGAGAGCUAUGGUAUUUUGUACAGAAAAUAAUCUGAUACCUGAAAACUGUAAACAGCUAGUUGUUUCUGGUGGAGUGGCAUGUAACAAUUACAUCUUCAGUGCUCUACAAAUGUUAUGCAAUGAAACCUGUUAUGAUAUUUAUAGACCUUAUCCUAAGUUAUGUACAGACAAUGGAGUAAUGAUAGCUUGGAAUGGUUUUGAAAAAUGGAAAAAAGGCUUGGACAUCACUACAGAUUUUAACACUCUGGAUAUAGAAGCCUCUAGUCCACUAGGAGAAAGCUUAAUAGACCAAGUUAGAGAUGCAAAAAUAUCAACAAAAAUGAUGAAAAUAAAAUCAAGUAUUUAAUUACAA